ACCAUAUCGUAAGGAGGUAGGGGUGGAUGGUGUCCUUUCCUUUGAUUGGACACUUUCUGUCUCUUUGACUAUCUGCCUGACAAUGGAGCCGAAGCCCGACAGCGGUCUGAACGGAGACUGAACGGUGUGGACCAAUCUUUCUUGGGUUUUUGGUGUUUGUUAGAGGGAAACAAGGCAAUAGGCUGCAAGCUAAGCGAGGCAGACAUCCAUUCUGUUUCAUCGCAGAGAGAAAAAGAAGUCUGCUGUGUUACACUGUUAACGGGGGGCAGGGAGAGACACCUGGAACCACUCUGUUUUCGUCUUUGUUGCUCCUUUUCUGUGAAGAUGUCCGCUUUGACUGGCUUGUUAAUGCUGCUAGUUACGUCUCUCAUCAUCACAUCUAAUGGCGCAUGGUCAGCAUCCCGGAAGUGUGAUGACAGCUUGGUAGCACCCCUUCCCAUCAAAUCCUUCAACAGCUCAUCAGAAUAUGGCAGAGGAUAUGCAGCCGCUUUUGCUAAACUCAACAGAAUACAAGGCGCCGGAGGCUGGUCACCUUUGGAUACAAAUCGUUACCAGUGGCUGCAGGUAGACCUGGGCUCUAGGAAGCAAGUAGUUUCCAUAGCAACUCAGGGACGCUACAGAAGCUCCGACUGGACAAGUCAGUACCAGCUGCUUUAUAGUGACGCAGCCAACAACUGGAGACCAUAUUUAAAGGAUGGAAACAUUUGGACAUUUAAGGGGAAUAAUAACAGUGAAGAUGUUGUACGUGAAGAAUUACAACAUGCCAUAGUGGCCCGCUACAUCCGCCUCAUCCCACUGCACUGGAGCCAAAAGGGGCGGAUCGGAGUCCGCUUGGAACUCUAUGGCUGUUCAUAUUGGGCUGAUGUUAUCAGUUUUGAUGGCCAUAGCAUAAUCUCUUAUCGCUUCAGGAGUAAAAAGAUGAAAACUGUGAAAGAUGUUAUUUCUCUAAAAUUUAAAACCACUGCCAGAGAUGGUGUGCUGCUUUAUGGGGAGGGACAGCAAGGAGACUACAUCUUGCUGCAGCUUCAUAGGGCAACAAUGGAGCUGAGCAUCAACUUAGGUAGCAGUCAGUACAAUCUGAUUAAAGGUCACACCUCUGUAACCAGUGGAAGCUUAUUAGAUGAUGGUCACUGGCACUCUGUUGCCAUUGAGCGUUACCGUAGAAAUAUAAAUUUUACAUUGGACCACCAAACUCAACAGUUCAGGACUAAUGGAGAGUUUGAGCACCUGGACCUCGACUAUGAGGUAAACUGUCCAUGAGUCAUGCUGUCAAG
Poecilia latipinna (sailfin molly) is the source of this 1274-nucleotide messenger RNA. RefSeq names its product contactin-associated protein-like 2. The transcript has 6 exons. Bases 325 to 1260 code for a protein of 311 amino acids. Lineage: Eukaryota; Metazoa; Chordata; Actinopteri; Cyprinodontiformes; Poeciliidae. The record is from RefSeq and is a predicted model, not a curated record.